CGACGGCUGGGCGUACGCCCGCCUUCGCCUGCAUCGCUGCCUCUGCGCGGGCCGCCGCCCCCGGGGAUGUGAGGGGCGCAGCUCGGCCGGCGGGGCCCGGAGCGGCGCGGAGGCCGGCCGCGGACGCUCCACCCACUUUGGCCUAGACCCAACCUCCGAGGGCUAAAAAUAUUGCCCGGAGGCUUCUGAGAGGAAUCAGAUCGCUCUAAGUAGGGCACGACGCGCAGAGGCGACAGAGCUCCUCGGGCCCAGGGCGGGAGCCAGUCUCCGGAGCGGCGGUUCCGCCCACGCGCGGCCCCGCACCUAGCGGCCUCCCGCCCCCGAGCAGGUCCAUGUGGGGGCCAGUAUGAAGCUGAAAAAGCAGGUGACAGUGUGUGGGGCUGCUAUCUUCUGUGUGGCCGUCUUCUCACUCUACCUCAUGCUGGACCGAGUGCAGCAUGAUCCCACCCGUCACCAGAAUGGUGGGAACUUCCCCCGGAGCCAAAUUUCUGUGCUGCAGAACCGCAUUGAGCAGCUGGAGCAGCUGUUGGAGGAGAACCAUGAAAUCAUUAGCCACAUCAAGGACUCUGUGCUGGAGCUGACAGCCAACGCAGAGGGCCCGCCUGCCCUGCUGCCCUACUACAUGGCCAAUGGCUCCUGGGUGGUGCCACCAGAGCCCCGGCCCAGCUUCUUCUCCAUCUCCCCUCAAGAUUGCCAGUUUGCUUUGGGGGGCCGAGGCCAGAAGCCAGAGCUGCAGAUGCUGACUAUAUCAGAGGAGCUGCCAUUUGACAAUGUGGAUGGCGGUGUAUGGAAGCAAGGCUUCGACAUCUCCUACAGCCCUCAUGACUGGGAUGCGGAAGACCUGCAGGUGUUCGUGGUACCACACUCCCACAAUGAUCCAGGCUGGAUCAAGACCUUUGACAAGUACUACACAGAGCAGACCCAGCACAUCCUCAACAGCAUGGUGUCCAAACUGCAGGAGGACCCCCGGCGGCGCUUCCUCUGGGCGGAAGUCUCCUUCUUUGCCAAGUGGUGGGAAAACAUCAAUGCCCAAAAGAAAGCAGCCGUCCGAAGGCUGGUGGGAAAUGGGCAGCUGGAGAUUGUGACAGGAGGCUGGGUGAUGCCAGACGAGGCCAAUUCCCAUUACUUUGCGCUGAUUGACCAGCUCAUCGAGGGACACCAGUGGCUGGAGAAAAACCUUGGUGCAACCCCACGCUCUGGCUGGGCUGUGGACCCCUUCGGAUACAGCCCCACCAUCCCUUACCUGCUGCGCCGUGCCAACCUGACCAGCAUGCUGAUUCAGAGGGUGCAUUAUGCCAUCAAGAAGCACUUUGCUUCCACCCACAGUCUGGAGUUCAUGUGGAGGCAGACCUGGGACUCAGACUCUAGCACAGACAUCUUCUGCCACAUGAUGCCCUUCUACAGCUAUGAUGUGCCCCAUACCUGCGGCCCAGACCCCAAGAUCUGCUGCCAGUUUGAUUUCAAACGCUUGCCUGGUGGACGCAUCAACUGCCCCUGGAAGGUGCCACCUCGGGCGAUCACAGAGGCAAACGUGGCUGAGAGGGCUGCGCUGCUCCUGGACCAGUAUCGCAAGAAGUCCCGGCUCUUCCGAAGUAACGUCCUCCUGGUGCCUCUGGGGGACGACUUCCGAUAUGACAAGCCCCAGGAGUGGGAUGCCCAGUUCUUUAACUACCAGCGGCUCUUUGACUUCCUCAACAGCAAGCCUGACCUCCAUGUGCAGGCCCAGUUUGGUACCCUCUCUGACUAUUUCGACGCCCUGUACAAGAAGACAGGGGUAGAACCAGGGGCCCGGCCUCCAGGGUUCCCUGUGCUAAGUGGGGACUUCUUCUCCUAUGCGGACCGGGAGGACCAUUACUGGACAGGCUACUACACUUCACGGCCCUUUUACAAGAGCUUGGACCGGGUCCUGGAAGCCCACCUGCGGCUUCUGCGCUCCCUUGUCAACCUGAAGCAAGUAAUCAUCAAUGCUGCUCACUAUCUGGUGUUGGGGGACAAGGAGACCUACCACUUCGACCCUGAGGCACCCUUCCUCCAAAUGGAUGAAACCCGCUUAAAUCACGACACACUGCCAGAGCGCACAGUGAUCCAGCUAGAUUCCUCACCCAGGUAUGUGGUGCUCUUCAACCCGCUGGAACAGGAGCGGCUGAGUGUGGUGUCCCUGUUGGUCAGCUCGCCCCGGGUGCGGGUCCUUUCAGAGGAGGGCCAGCCCCUGGCUGUGCAGAUCAGUGCACACUGGAGCUCUGCCACCGACAUGGUCUCUGAUGUCUGCCAGGUAUCUAUGCCCAUCCGCCUGCCGGCCCUGGGCCUCAGCGUGCUACAGCUGCAGCUGGGCCUCGAUGGGCACCGCACCCUGCCCUCCUCUGUGCGUGUCUACCUGCAUGGCCGUCAGCUGGCCGUCAGCAGGCAGGACGCUUUCCCACUGCGCAUCAUUGACUCUGGCACCAGUGACUUCGCCCUCAGCAACCGCUACAUGCAGGUCUGGUUCUCAGGCCUUACCGGGCUCCUCAAGAGCAUCCGAAGGGUGGACGAGGAGCAGGAGCGGCGGGUGGACAUGGAGUUCCUCAUCUAUGGCACCCGCGCGUCCAAAGACAAGAGUGGAGCCUACCUCUUCCUGCCUGACGGGGAGGCCCAGCCCUAUAUCCCCAAGGACCCCCCCGUGCUGCGUGUCACCGAAGGCCCUUUCUUCUCGGAGGUGGUGGCAUACUACGAGCAUAUUCGCCAGGUGGUCCGGCUAUAUAAUCUGCCAGGGGUGGAGGGGCUGUCUCUGGACAUGUCGUCCUUGGUGGACAUCCGGGAUUACAUCAACAAGGAGCUGGCCCUGCGCAUCCACACAGACAUUGACAGCCAGGGUGCCUUCUUCACGGACCUCAAUGGCUUUCAGGUGCAGCCCCGGCGCUAUCUGAAGAAGCUGCCUCUGCAGGCCAAUUUCUACCCCAUGCCAGUCAUGGCCUACAUCCAGGAUGCGCAGAACCGCCUCACACUGCACACUGCCCAGGCCCUGGGUGUCUCCAGUCUGCACGAUGGCCAGCUGGAGGUGAUCCUGGACCGACGGCUCAUGCAAGAUGACAACCGGGGUCUGGGCCAAGGGCUCAAGGACAAUAAAAGAACCUGCAACCAUUUCCGCCUCCUGUUGGAACGGCGAACCCUGGGCAGUGAGCCUGGCUUUUUCUCCAAACUGGCAGCCAUGUUUAGGGACUUGAUCUUUCACAGCAGCAGGACCAAUAACCUUGAGGUCCAGGAUGGCCACACCAGCAGCUACCCGUCCCUCCUCAGCCACCUGACCUCCAUGUACCUGAAUAUCCCAGUGUUUGCCCUGCCUGUGGCCAAGAGGCAGCUCCCCGGCCCUGGUCUACGCUCCUUUCAUCCCCUGGCCUCCUCCCUGCCCUGUGACUUCCACCUGCUCAACCUGCGCACCCUGCAGGCCGAGGAUGAUGCCUUGCCAUCAGCAGAGACCGCACUCAUCUUACACCGCAAGGGUUUUGACUGUGGCCUUGAGGCCAAGAACUUGGGCUUCAACUGCAGCACAAGCCAAGGCAAGGCAGCCCUGGGGAGCCUCUUCCAUGGCCUGGAUGUAGGUUUCCUGCAGCCGACCUCACUGACAUUACUGUACCCACUGGCCGCACCCUCCAACAGCACUGAUGUCUACCUGGAGCCCAUGGAGAUUGCCACCUUUCGCCUCCGCUUGGGCUAGGGCUUCCUGUGGCCUGAAAAGAAAGUUCAUCCACAGAGACUGCCUCUUACAGAAGGUCGGGUUGGACAAACCAGAUGGGUAUCCUGUCCCGAUCUACCUCUCAGAACUGUGACACACUGGGCUCUGCCCUCAUUUUCUUUUAUCCUUGCUUCUGUGUUCAGUGGCAGCCCCAAACCCAGUGUUGGGUAGAUAGGGCAGACGCUAGUGAGAAGGUGACAAGAGGGCCCUUGGCCAGAGUGGGGGGUGCCAGCAUCUGCUUUGACUUUUGAGUAGCACCCAGUUGGGCACAGGCUCGAACACCCACCCUUCUCCCCAAAUGGGAUGGAGGGGAAUCAGAAUCAAAACAGGUAGGGGAGGCUAAGUGGGUAGCAGCCCAGCACCACAGUAACUGUAGGCAAGAGCUGGCUCUGGGGGGGGGCCCUCUGGUUACGUAGGGACUGAUGUGACCAGCAGGAGCUGAGUGAUGGCUGGGAGGUGGGGGAUGGGGACCCAGGCUUAGCAGUGGGGUGGAAGAGGAAUCCCUGCUUCUUGUGAUGACUCCACCAUAAGUGCUCCCUGGCCCGCACGCCCUGCUAGGGAAUGUGGUGUGGCAGGAAGGGACUUAGUAGAGACCAUCUCAUGGCCAGAGGUCAUAGAAUACUUCAGAUACCAAAACCCCCAUCUCAUCAUGGGCAGUCGGUCUGUAUGUUGAUGUGUGGGAUGGUGGCAGGGACGUGGGGGCUCUUCCAUCCUAUCUGACCCCUCUUCACUUCUUGUGCUCUGCACACCACUGUCCCUUGGGAGUUCCUUCCCAUCCUGGGGGGGCAUUUGGUCUGGCAUACUUCCUUUCCCUGAAGAGGAACUGAGGCGCCCAUGAGUGUGAGCAAUUUGAGAAGGCUUUCAGCCCCAUCCCUAUAGUCAGGAUAUGAAGCUUCACUUUUGAUACCUUCUUCUACAGAAGUGUUUGAAUCCUGGCACAGAGACUAGAGACAUGUAGCAUAAAUUAGGAGGCAGUAUGACUACUCAUCAGCCUUCAUUUCAGCUUCAAUUAAUAGAGAAAAGUUUUUGAUAGUCUCUAUAGAUGCUGAAACAAUAUUUGGUAAAGUUUAAGAUCUAUCCCUCAUUAAAAAUCUUAGUAAGUUAAGAUUAUAAAGGAACAUCCUAAUCUAGAUAAACUUCUAUCAUAAACCAGCAGUUACUGACAUUCUAGAGUCAGACACCCCAGGCAUCCCAUUACAAGUUGGAAACUAGCCAAGGAUGUACUACCUUUUAGCAGUGCCCUGGUACUGUUGCCCUUGCAGGAGAGCAGGCAGGCAAAGGAGAAGGAAGUUACAACUGUCAUCAUUUGCAGACAAUAGAACAUCUUAGAUACAAAAUCUAAGAGAGUUCUGUAAGUGGACACACACGAUAGACAUGCUUCUGUAGAGACUUCGGUUCUCUCAGAAUCAGCCCAUAAAUUCAAUGUAUUCCAAUGCAGUUGGAUACUUUGGGGAUUUGAUGAGUUCUAAAGUUCAUUUGGAAGAGUAAAAUAUGUGAGAAUAUUAACACAUUCUGAAUGAUGGUGAGUCGGGGGUGGGGAGCGCUGCGGGGGUCAAAGGCACUUGGCCUGCCCCAAGAACUUGCAAGUGCCGGGAGUGGUCCCUCUGACCUGGAGUGGGGUUGGGCAGGCAGAUGUAACAAAAGGCAGAGUCCAGCAGACCCCCAGGCAGAUGAGAAUUUGGCAGGAUGAAAGGAGUAUUUAAAGUGGGGAAAAGAUGGAUUGCUUAAUAAAUAGUACUUUAAGACAACCGGCCCUCAAAGUAAGAGUUAGAUCUGUAGCUCACGGUUUCCACCAAAAUUAGUUCCAGAGGGAAGAAACCAAAACAGUUAAGCUACAAAAUUCAUUGAAGAAAAUACAGGGUAUUAUUAGAUCUCUGGUGUGGGAAGCUCUGUUUUAAACAUAACACAAAACCUAAAAGAUACAAUACGGGAAGAGAUGUUUUACCACCAAAAAUUAUUGAAAGUUUAUGUAUGAUGGAAAACAUCACAGUACAACACAAAUGUCAGAUUGGGAGAAAAUAUUUGCAGCACUUCCAAUAUUGAUGAGUUAAUUACUUCAGGAGCAAAGCUUGCUUUGGGGUCCCCAGGGCCUGCUCCACAGCUGCCGGAAGAUCAAGAGUUUUUCCAGGUCAUCCAGAGCUGUUGUCACCAGCAUCAAGCCAGGGCAUGUGGAAUCCUGUCUGUAUCGUAGUAGAAGAAAUAAGAUACAUAGAAGAGUUCAAUAAACAGGAACUGUAAUCUUAUUAGUAAAGGACGCUGAGCAGUUAUAUUAUAGCAGGUGUUAUUUGCUGGUAUCAUAUGACUUGUAAUCAAAUGAUAAGGGAGACUCUGUGAACCCCACCCCCACCCCAGGAAAUUAGCAGAAUAAAGGCUAUUAUCUUUGGAGGUC
Canis lupus familiaris (dog) is the source of this 6098-nucleotide messenger RNA. RefSeq names its product mannosidase alpha class 2A member 2 (gene MAN2A2). Gene Ontology annotation, molecular function: carbohydrate binding; alpha-mannosidase activity. Gene Ontology annotation, cellular component: Golgi membrane. Bases 347 to 3691 code for a protein of 1114 amino acids. NCBI's taxonomy places the organism in Eukaryota, Metazoa, Chordata, Mammalia, Carnivora, Canidae. Gene Ontology annotation, biological process: protein deglycosylation; N-glycan processing; mannose metabolic process. The record is from RefSeq and is a predicted model, not a curated record. The transcript is spliced from 24 exons.